This is a messenger RNA of Ziziphus jujuba (common jujube), 1336 nucleotides long. RefSeq names its product transcription factor HEC2. NCBI's taxonomy places the organism in Eukaryota, Viridiplantae, Streptophyta, Magnoliopsida, Rosales, Rhamnaceae. The record is from RefSeq and is a predicted model, not a curated record. The transcript has a single exon. Bases 381 to 1130 code for a protein of 249 amino acids. Gene Ontology annotation, molecular function: protein dimerization activity; DNA-binding transcription factor activity. Gene Ontology annotation, biological process: regulation of DNA-templated transcription.
AUAAUAAUAAAAAACACAUCUUAUUCAUAGUCGUCCCACUUGACUGCUGAUUUAUUAUCUGUUCCCGAAAUCACUAUUUUAUUCAAAACUUUUUCUUCCAAUAUUUCUUCUAUCUAUCUUACCCUUUGUAUAUUUCUUCUCUCCUUCCAUUCACGCCAUUCUGAUAAAACUCCUAGUCCACCACUCUUCAGUCUCUUCUUUUAUCUUCCCCAUCCCUCCUCUGCUGCCCUAUCAGUAGUUUCUCAGUACUAGUCUCCACCUUUUAACUACUUCUCCCCAUUCCUUUUUCCCUUUUCCUCUCAAUUUCUAAUAACUUAAUCUUUAUAUAUAUAUAUAUACACACACACACACAUAAACAUAGGCUAAUAAAGCUAGUGCUAAUGGAUAUGGAGCACUUAAAGUCAGAGGAACAGAUGGAAAUGAUGAUGAUGAUUCAAAUGGACAAACUUCCGGAGCUGUGCGGAGCCUACAACGACGUCGCAGAGUUGCCUCCGGAUUUUUCUGGUGCAACUACAGGCAGCAGUAGCAUCAAUACUACGGUGUCAAACUACAUAGAAAACCACCCUCAUCAUGUAGCUUCGCCGUCGUUCAUGAACCUCCCGUCCACCACCAUAUCAUUCACCAAUGCCAAUCCUGUUCAACAACCUUCCUCGUCAUCACCAAGUCCAACAACAACAGCAGCGCAACCUUUUUUAUCAAAUCCUAAUGCCUUUUCUACGAAGCGCAACUCUAUGGCGGCGAUGAGGGAGAUGAUUUUCCGGAUUGCGGCCAUGCAACCGAUACAUAUCGACCCGGAGUCGGUGAAGCCGCCCAAGAGGAGGAACGUCAAGAUAUCUAAGGAUCCUCAGAGCGUAGCCGCGCGGCAUAGGAGAGAGAGGAUCAGCGAGAGGAUUAGGAUACUUCAGAGACUUGUACCUGGAGGUACUAAAAUGGACACGGCUUCCAUGUUGGACGAGGCUAUUCACUAUGUCAAAUUUUUGAAGACUCAGGUUCAGUCACUUGAGAGGGCUGCGGCUAAUAGGCCAUCUGGGAUUGGAUUCCCCGUGGCUAUGUCCACCGGCACUUAUCUUCCUUCCAUGGGAAAAGCAUACCAGGCUCCCCAAAACGUCGAGCAUUUUGGAGAUGCUUAAUUAAUUUAUAACUCCAUCUGAUCAGAUAGAGCAGUACUAGUCGAUAAAUUGAUUGUGAUUUUGUUUAGUGGUAAUUGUUUGUGGAGUUGUGAUAAGAAACAUUCAUGGCUUGUUAUAUAUAUUAUAUGUAUAUAUAUUGUCCAACUAUAUAUAUAUAUAUAUAUGUAUCAUAAACUUGUAGAAUCCAUGUUUCUAUUUGACAUUGA